Cebus imitator (Panamanian white-faced capuchin) is the source of this 1581-nucleotide messenger RNA. It is a transcript of the gene CTSV, whose product is annotated as cathepsin V. The record is from RefSeq and is a predicted model, not a curated record. The coding region runs from base 311 to 1312 and encodes 333 amino acids. Lineage: Eukaryota; Metazoa; Chordata; Mammalia; Primates; Cebidae. Gene Ontology annotation, cellular component: lysosome. The transcript is spliced from 9 exons. Gene Ontology annotation, molecular function: cysteine-type endopeptidase activity. Gene Ontology annotation, biological process: immune response.
AACUUAAAUCCCGAGCCGCGCGCACCUGGUCCAGAACCGCCAGCUGCUGUAAGCUCAGUCUUGUCUGCGCAUCUCCGACGGCUGCUGGAGGAGAGGUUGGAAGACCUCGCUCAUCUCCUGAUGUGUAUCAGCCAAGAACCUGUGAGGUGCUGUUCCUUGGGGAUCACCCUGCCCCUGCUUGGGAUGGUGUGUCCUCAUUAGUGAGGUUUUGCCUGGAUGACCUCAGUACAAUUGGUGCAACACCUGGACCAACUGUUUCCUAGUUUCCUAGUUGUUGCCUUAAACUUCUCACCCGUCAGGUUUUUGAAAUAUGAAUCUUUCACUCAUCCUCGCUGCCUUUUGCUUGGGAAUAGCCUAUGCUGCUCCAAAAUUUGACCAAAAUUUAGAUACACAGUGGUAUCAGUGGAAGGCAACACACAGGAGAUUAUACAGCACGAAUGAAGAAGGCUGGAGGAGAGCCGUGUGGGAAAAGAAUAUGAAAAUGAUUGAACUGCACAAUGGGGAAUACAGCCAAGGGAAACAUGGCUUCACAAUGGCCAUGAAUGCUUUUGGUGACAUGACCAAUGAAGAAUUCAGGCAGGUGAUGAUUUGCUUUCGAAACCAGAAACACAAGAACGGAAAAGUGUUCCGUGGGCCUCUGCUUCUUGAUCUCCCUAAAUCUGUGGAUUGGAGAAAGAAAGGCUACGUGACUCCAGUGAAGAAUCAGAAACAGUGUGGUUCUUGUUGGGCGUUUAGUGCUACUGGUGCUCUUGAAGGACAGAUGUUCCGGAAAACGGGGAAGCUUGUCCCACUGAGCGAGCAGAAUCUGGUGGACUGUUCACGUCAUCAAGGCAAUCAGGGCUGCAAUGGUGGCUUCAUGAAUUAUGCCUUCCGGUAUGUGAAGGAGAACGGAGGCCUGGACUCUGAGGCAUCCUACCCAUAUGAAGCAAAGGAUGGAAUCUGUAAGUACAAACCUGAGAAUUCUGUUGCUAAUGACACCGGCUUCGUGGUGAUCCCUAAUCAUGAGAAGGAACUGAUGAAGGCAGUUGCAACUGUGGGGCCCAUCUCUGUUGCUGUUGAUGCAAGCCAUUCGUCCUUCCAGUUCUACAAAUCAGGCAUUUAUUUUGAACAAAAGUGCAGCAGCAAAAACCUAGAUCAUGGUGUUCUGGUGGUUGGCUACGGUGUUGAAGGAGCAAAUUCAAAAGACAACAAGUAUUGGCUCAUCAAAAACAGCUGGGGUCCAGAAUGGGGCUUGAAUGGCUAUAUAAAAAUCGCCAAAGACAAGAACAACCACUGUGGAAUUGCCACAUCAGCCAGCUACCCCAUCGUGUGAGCCGAUGGAUGGUGAGGAAGAAGGACUUAAGGACAGCAUGUCGGGGGAUUUUUAUCUUGAAACCAAACGCUUAUUGUGUAAGAUGAACCGCUUGAAUCAUUGAGGAUCCAAGUUGUGAUUUGAAUUCUGUGACAUUUUUACAAGGGUAAAAUGUUACCACUACUUUAUGAUAUUGAAGACUCAUUACUUAAUUCUGACUUGUGAAUUUUCAUUUUUUAAAAAGAUAUACAAAACAGUUUAAAAUAAAUUUUAAUUCAUAUGUAAAGGUG